Molecule: messenger RNA, 1938 nt
Organism: Aureobasidium subglaciale EXF-2481
Lineage: Eukaryota; Fungi; Ascomycota; Dothideomycetes; Dothideales; Saccotheciaceae
Exons: 2
Coding region: 1-1938 (645 amino acids)
Source: RefSeq, a predicted model, not a curated record
AUGCUUCCGUCAUGCCGUCGAGGUGCCCUUGUCACGGCGCUGGCACGACCUGCAUACCGUAGCAGAGUGGCACACACAUCACAGUUCCAGCCUCUAGUACCACCGUCUCCAGAGUCGCUCGGGAGGCCUGUAGCAGCCAAACAGUACCGCCGGACAAGACGUCUCCUCAAGAGAUUGAUCCAAUUGGGCUUUCUGUCCGCCGCCGUCUUGGGCAUUGACAGCUACUUCUUCGACUCGGUCGUCACCCGCUCUGCCCGCACGUUCGAGACUGGCCUUGUUGUUGCCCUCGACUACAAGAUCAACUUCCGCGCAAAUCCUCCCUUCGCCGACUCGGUAGCCGACGUGCACCAUCGCAGCGCCGAACGCUUGUUCCAUCUCCUUCGCAACAAUGGCGGCCUUUACCUCAAGAUUGGCCAGGCAAUUGCCAUGCAGAGCGCCAUCCUACCUCCUGAAUUCCAGAAAAUGUUUGCGACUAUGUUCGACGACGCUCCCCAGAACGCAUGGGAGGAUGUGAGACAAGUCAUCAGAGAGGACUUUGGAAAAGAGGUGGAAGAAGUCUUUGGUGUCAGCUUUGACGCCUCACAGGGCACCAACGGCAUCAUGGAGAGAACGGCGAGAGCAAGUGCCAGUGUCGCUCAAGUACAUUGGGCCCGUCUUCCCGACGGAAGAGAGGUUGCCAUCAAGGUCCAGAAGCGAGAGAUCGAGAGACAGGUCGGCUGGGACUUGUGGACCUUCAAGGUCGUUUCCAAGAUCUACACAUGGUGCUUCGACAUCCCUCUCUACAGUCUGGUCCCUUACAUCUCGGAGCGUUUGAUGCUGGAGACCGACUUCCUCAACGAGGCAAACAACGCGAACGAGAUGCGAGACCUCGUCCAGAACGAGCCUCGUCUUCGCGGUAAGGUCUAUAUCCCACAAGUAUAUCGCGAACUGAGCUCCAGACGUGUCAUGACUGCUGAAUGGAUUGAAGGUGUGCGUUUAUGGGACAAAGAAGGUAUCGAGGCAACUUGGCAUGGUGGCUGGCGUCAAGGUAGCCCCGGCGCUGGUGGCGAGCUCCUCCCUCCUCCUACGAACAUCCAAUCUUCAAACGAUCCUAGCCAUGAGAAACUGAAGCCUAACCGCGACAGCUGGCGUGGUCCAUCUGGCAAAGGUGGUCUUGGUCUCAAUUACAAGCCCGUCAUGGAGACCAUGGUCUCGCUCUUCUCAGCUCAGAUGUUCCUAUGGGGCCUCGUCCAUUGCGAUCCCCACCCAGGCAACAUUUUCAUCCGCCGCCUUCCCAACGGCAAGCCCGAACUGGUCCUCAUCGACCAUGGCCUCUACAUCCGCAUGUCCCCCGAGUUCCGCCACGACUACGCCCUCUUCUGGAAAUCCCUCAUGACCUUCGAUAACGAAACCAUCGCCCGCAUUGUAAAGGGCUGGGGUAUAAACUCACCCGACCUCUUCGCCUCUGCAACUCUCAUGCGCCCUUAUACAGGCGGCGACAACAGCACCAGUGAAAGCAUCAAGAAAUUGACAAAAGCAGAGCAAAAAGAACGCGCCUACGAAAUGCAAAUGCAAAUGCGCAAUGGCAUCCGAGAAAUCCUCGGCGAUGAGAAGAAAUGGCCUCAAGAGCUCAUCUUUAUCGGCAGAAACCUGCGCAUCGUGCAGGGCAAUAACCAAUUCCUCGGCUCACCUGUGAAUCGUAUCAAGAUUACAGGCCUCUGGGCUUCUCGCGCGCUCACCGAGCAACCCCAUCUCACCAUUUCUCAACGAUGGAAGUACUAUGCCAAUCAUCUGGUCUUCAGAGUCGUGCUGGUGGGUACGGAUGUUUGGUUCUGGUAUGCAAAGAUCAAGCAGUGGUUUGGGUUGGGUAAAGGUAUGGAUGCGGAUAUUGAGGAUCAGAUGAGGGCGGUGGCUGGGGAUAUGGGUAUUGAGUUGAACCAUGGUAUCUUCGAGGGAUGA